AUGGUUGCAAUUGCGAGAGAAACAGUCAAACAGCGGGAGAACGUCUUCACCAACCAGUCAACUCAGUCGUUGGAGAUGGUAGCCGACACAAUGCAAAGAUAUCUGAAGGCCUGGGAUCGAAACAGAAACCAUAAUCGGGUCUCGACCACAAUCCAAUCGUACCUCUGGCGAAACUGCUCCUGUAUGGUUCGAUUGUCGCAUACUUUGUACGAGAUCACCCCCAUGGACUUGCAACUAGUUGCCGGGAUGAACCCCAUUGAGGGCAAGUUUCACAGCGCCGCUGACUAUAUGAAGUCCAAGGGUAAGAUCAGAGCAUGGGCGAAGCAGCGACGAAGCCUGUCAGGCGUGUCUUGUGCUGCCGGCGAGGUCGAUGGCGAAGGAACCACCAGCGGAAAACCUCCCAAGGACUAG
This is a messenger RNA of Exophiala viscosa, 411 nucleotides long. RefSeq lists its product as uncharacterized. The coding region runs from base 1 to 411 and encodes 136 amino acids. NCBI's taxonomy places the organism in Eukaryota, Fungi, Ascomycota, Eurotiomycetes, Chaetothyriales, Herpotrichiellaceae. The transcript is spliced from 2 exons. The record is from RefSeq and is a predicted model, not a curated record.